AUGGGUAAGACGUAUAACUUAUUUGUGAAGCAGAAAGGGACAACUACUGCGUUGAAGCAGCCAAAAGAGUUGAGUUAUUACUCUAGGACAACUAAUGAAGAGUUUUUGGUUGGUAAUGAUGCGAACCUAAAUUACUAUUACCUGCCAGAUGCAGAAUUGGAUAACAGGCUGGAUUUGUCAGCUGGGGUUGCUAAGAUGAGGGAUACUGCGAAGGAGUUUAAGGACCCUGGUACGCUGCGAGGUCUGCUGGCGACAGUUCAAAGUGUUGAAGAGAAGAAGCAGAAGAGAACUAAAGCCGAUAUCAUCACAUUCAGGGGGGUCAUUAGGAGGCUGAUCUCGGCGGCUUUUGAUAGUCCGAAAUUCAAUAAAGUUGAUCUACGAGUCGUUGCAUUCGAUGGACAAAUUUUUAUUAGGGAUGUAGCAUCUAAGGACGAAGAACUUAGGAUGACUACUGAGAGCCGGAACGCUUGGUACACGGGAUACAAGUUCGAGACAGUUGCUACACUUUCACAACCUCUACCGUACGUUGAUAGGGAGACUGUGGAGAAGAGACCUAAGAAAUUAGUCAAUACGGGAGACGAAUAUAUUACUGUGGUGCGAACGGGUGUUGGGAACAGCAAGUUGAUUCUUGGCGCUGAAGUUGAUUGUAUAUUCGAUUUCAAGGAGGAAGGUAAAGAUAAUUUGAAGCACUAUGCCGAACUGAAGUGCUCUGCCAUGGUUUCGACUCAGGCGGAUGCUCGCAAAUUUGAAAAGAAGAUUUUCAAGACGUGGUUACAAUGUUUUUUGGUAGGAAUCCCCAGGAUUAUCUAUGGUUUUCGUGAUGAUAACUGUAUUCUAAAGACUGUAGAGGAGUUUGCCGCGGAUGAAGUUCCAAUAAUCUUAAAGAGCAACAACCCUGCGAUGAGCACAGCGUGCUUGGACGCUAUAAAGUGGUACGGUACGCUUGUCGAAUGGUUGCUCAACACUAUUCCAAGAGACGACGUUGCAAAUAUUAAGCCUUACAAGCUAGUAUAUGAGAACAAUCAUUUGCGGCUCACCGAAAUGGAUGAAAUAGAUGAAGAAUACGAUGCAAUUGUCAAUGGGGAAGCAGUAAUUACAAAUGAUUUCAAGCAGUGGAGAACGUCUCUACCGCAGUGA
Torulaspora delbrueckii is the source of this 1137-nucleotide messenger RNA. RefSeq names its product decapping nuclease (gene RAI1). The transcript has a single exon. Bases 1 to 1137 code for a protein of 378 amino acids. The record is from RefSeq and is a predicted model, not a curated record. Gene Ontology annotation, cellular component: nucleus; cytosol. Gene Ontology annotation, molecular function: mRNA 5'-diphosphatase activity. Gene Ontology annotation, biological process: NAD-cap decapping; nuclear-transcribed mRNA catabolic process. Lineage: Eukaryota; Fungi; Ascomycota; Saccharomycetes; Saccharomycetales; Saccharomycetaceae.